GGCUUCCGUAGUUGUGUGAGUGGUUGGAGUGUGACGCAGAAGCGCUGAACGGGCAGAACAUUUCUAGUGUCAAGAUGGCGACAUCGGAGCCGAAAGCACCUGAAACUGAGGAUCAACCGACUGACACUCAAGUUGUUGCUGCGAAUCCUGAGCAGUAUAUCAAGCACCCCUUGCAAAACAGAUGGGCCUUGUGGUAUUUCAAAAAUGACAAGAGCAAAAGCUGGACAGAGAACCUGCGUCUCAUUUCCAAGUUUGACACAGUGGAAGACUUCUGGGCAUUAUACAACCACAUACAGCAACCUAGCAAACUCGGCUUUGGCUGUGAUUAUUGUUUAUUUAAGGAUGGGAUCAAGCCAAUGUGGGAGGACGACAGGAACAAGCUGGGGGGUCGAUGGCUGAUGACCCUCAACAAACAACAGAGACACAAUGACCUCGACCGCUACUGGAUGGAGACUCUCUUGUGUUUAGUUGGCGAGUCGUUUGAUGAGGCAAGUGAAGAUGUGUGUGGAGCUGUGGUCAAUGUCAGACCUAAAGGUGACAAAAUAUCCAUCUGGACGAGCAACUGCCAAAACCGGGACGCCAUCAUGACGAUAGGGCAACUCUAUAAAGAGCGUCUGACCGUCCCCAUUAAAGCCUUGAUCGGUUACCAGUCACAUGACGACACAUCCAGCAAGAGCGGAUCCACCACCAAGAACAUGUACUCAGUUUGAAACCCUCCCCCAUAUUCCCCUAUUUCAACUCGCUGUAGAUUUAAACAAUUACCAAACCGCAUCAUCACAAUAAUAAUUUCCGAGUUGUCGACUACUAUAGAGUCUUUUCCUUUUAUUAAAAAGAGAAUUGUUCACUGUGUGUACAGUCGGAGCUUCCCCAAACAAGAGAGUGGGGUGGUAGUUAAAUAUAAUGAGGUCUUAAAGGAGAAGAUAUGGGGAACACAAUUGAUUUGCUUUUAGAGUUGAAGAGUUCUGUGAUAGAUACUAAUGACCUCCCUGUGCAUAGCUGAGAACAAGCUUUUUUUUUUUUUUUUUUCAACUACUUUAAUGGCUUGGAGUUUCAAAACAUUUCUUAUCUUACUUCUUCUUGUGUUCUUCUCAUAUUGAGUUCUCACUCCAUACAAAAAGUGUUUCUCACCUCACGGGAAAAGACAGUACGCAACUUAUUCUCUCACUGAACAAAUUUUAAGGUCAAUUUUUUAACUUGAGUUAUCCAGAAGUGUUACGCAUGAAGAAUCUCCAGUAUCUUAAAGGUGUGUAAAAGGCCUGGUCACACUCCAACGUGUAGGGUUUGGAUUUAAGGCCACUUGUUGUUUCAGCCACGCUGGAAUUGUGGAAUAUUGCUUGUAGUACUUUUUGAACUUUUUUUCCUCCCUUUACAUUUAUUUAUAAUGUAUGCAUUGCAGUUGAACUACUUAGUUAAAGGAAACCAUGAAACUUGUUUUUUUGUUAUUUUCAAUUUGAUUUUUAUUUCUUUUCUCUUUUUUGUUAUUAAAGUCAAUAAUGUGGACUACUGCAUAGAGGUUACAUUUUUUUACAGUGUACUAUACAGUAAAGAUUCUGACAGAAUUAGGUGUGCUUUUCACUGUUUUCUUCCUAACAAACUGUAGAUAAUGUCACACUCCUAUCUUGGUUGGUGCAAAGGAAAGACGAUAUUCAUUGUGAAAUGAUUUUGCUCAUAAUGUAUCUUUAUUAUCUGUAAUUCCAGGAUGUAUAUUACCUUCUUUCAAGUAAAGGUUAAGUGCUUUGCAUUAAAACCGGAACCAUGA
Messenger RNA from Labrus bergylta (ballan wrasse), 1759 nucleotides. RefSeq names its product eukaryotic translation initiation factor 4E family member 1c (gene eif4e1c). Gene Ontology annotation, cellular component: cytoplasm; eukaryotic translation initiation factor 4F complex. Gene Ontology annotation, molecular function: RNA 7-methylguanosine cap binding; translation initiation factor activity. Gene Ontology annotation, biological process: translational initiation. Lineage: Eukaryota; Metazoa; Chordata; Actinopteri; Labriformes; Labridae. The record is from RefSeq and is a predicted model, not a curated record.